AUGUCGUCUGCCCUGCGGCAGACUGCUUCUUCACAAUCUUUUAGAGUGUCAAUCCGGCACUUUUCCCAGACAGCUACAAGAGAUGCGUCGUGGGGAUUUAUUGGGCUGGGAGCCAUGGGAUAUCCCAUGGCGAAAAACCUCCGAGCCAAAAUCCCUGAGGGCGACGUGCUGACGAUCUUCGACCUUAACAAAGCGUCGCUCGAGCAGUUCACCCAAGAAGCCACACCUUCAGGGGUGGUUGUUGCUAAGAGUCCAAGAGAAGUGGCUGAGAAAUCUGAUAAUAUCAUCUCAGCUCUCCCUGAGCCACGUCACGUCAAGGGAGUUUUCGAGGAGAUCCUGGCUUCUCCGCUGCCCAAGCCUCCUUCAGAGUCGUCCAGGCUCUUCAUCGACUGCUCAACCAUCGACCCCACAACAUCGCGAGAAGUCGCAAAACUGGUCAAAGAGAAAGCAGGUGCUGGCUUCGUUGACGCGCCAAUGUCCGGUGGGGUGGUCGGCGCUCGUGCCGGAACCUUGACAUUCAUGGUGGGCGCCGAAAAGGAAGAUAUGCCUAAGAUCCAAGAGAUCCUGCUGUUGAUGGGCAAGAAAGUCUGGCACAUGGGUCCCCAGGGCACAGGACUGAGCGGCAAGCUGGCCAACAACUACGCAUUAGCGAUCAACAACAUUGCUUGCGCAGAGGCCAUGAACUUGGGCAUGAGAUGGGGAAUCGAGGGGAAAGCUCUGGCAGAUCUUCUCAACUCGGCGACGGGCAAAAGCUGGCCCAGCGAGAUCAAUAACCCUGUCCCUGGCGUUCUCGAAAGCAGUCCAGCAAGCAGAAGAUACGAGGGAGGCUUCGGAGUAAGUUUGAUGAACAAAGAUCUGAGGCUUGCCAUGACGGCCGCACAAGAGGCGGGCGCAAAGCUCGUUCUUGCGGACAAGGCCAAGGAAGUGUACGACUCGACCGAGAAGGAGCACAAGGGCAAAGAUUUUUCGGUCGUGUACCGGUGGUUGGGCGGCAAGGUGUAG
Molecule: messenger RNA, 1002 nt
Organism: Cladophialophora yegresii CBS 114405
Lineage: Eukaryota; Fungi; Ascomycota; Eurotiomycetes; Chaetothyriales; Herpotrichiellaceae
Product: 3-hydroxyisobutyrate dehydrogenase
Exons: 3
Coding region: 1-1002 (333 amino acids)
Biological process (GO): L-valine catabolic process
Cellular component (GO): mitochondrion
Molecular function (GO): NADP binding; NAD binding; 3-hydroxyisobutyrate dehydrogenase activity
Source: RefSeq, a predicted model, not a curated record